This is a messenger RNA of Nothobranchius furzeri (turquoise killifish), 2027 nucleotides long. NCBI's taxonomy places the organism in Eukaryota, Metazoa, Chordata, Actinopteri, Cyprinodontiformes, Nothobranchiidae. The record is from RefSeq and is a predicted model, not a curated record.
UAUUAGGCUAUAUUAGCACCUCCCUCGUGCUUUGCUCUCGCGUAGCAAAUCGAGCGCACCUCUCUGCGUUUCGAACACGUGACGCGUCACAUCAAGAGUUAGUUAAAGCUAGUAAAGCGUGACCUCAGAGGAAAGCUAAGUAGACUUUAUUUGGAAAGGAGAGGAUAAUGGCUGCUAAAGAAAGAAUUCCGUUGGUUGAAAAGCGAGGUAAAACUACUUCAGUGGUGUGGAAAUAUUACGGGUUCGCAGAGUCAGACGUGAAUCAAGUCGAUAUAGUGUGUAAACUUUGCUACGGUGUUGUAGCUGCACCACAGGGCAACACUACCAAUUUAUUUAAUCAUUUGAGGACCGCUCACAAAGUAACAUACGAUGAAACAAUGAAGGAGCAUAGGGAAAAACCCUCAACAACACCGGCUUCAUCCUCACAGACCUCCAUUCACGCUACCCUGUACAACGCGACUAAAUAUCCCACCAGCUCCCAGAGGCACAAGGAGAUAACAAACGCGGUAACUUUUUUCCUCGCCAAAGACCAAUGCUCAGUCAACACAGUGAACAACCCCGGCUUUAAGAAGCUAAUCAACACUUUGGACAAACGGUAUAACUUGCCAUCUCGUCACUAUUUUAGUCGAGUGGCGAUUCCCGCUUUAUAUGAUGAGUGUCAUGAUGGUGUCACAAAGGAAGUGGCUACAGCCCAAUAUUUUUCCACCACAACGGACUUGUGGUCAAGCCGCACCAUGGAGCCGUAUUUGAGCCUCACGGUACAUUUCAUUGACAUGGAUUUCAACAUGAAAACGAAAUGUCUUCAGACAUCAUUUUUCCCAGAAGACCACACAGGGCAGAACAUGGCUGCAGGUCUGAAACAAGCACUGGCUACGUGGGAUCUGGAGGAGAGUAAACUCGUCUGUAUAACCACAGACAACGCUGCAAACGUCAUACUGGCUGCAGAACUGAAUGGCUGGAUGAGGCUCCAGUGCUUUGGGCACAGAUUACAUUUGGCCAUAGAAAGAGCCAUGAAAGAUCACAGGAUUGAGCGUGCAGUGGGGGUCUGCAAAAAAGUGGUCAGCACCUUUUCAUUCAGUUGGAAAAAAAAGAGAGAGCUGAAAAAGGCACAGAUAGACCUCAAACUGCCAGACCACUCCUUAAAGACCGAGUGUCCAACCAGAUGGGGAUCUAGGCAGGCCAUGGUUUCCAGAGUCCUUGAGCAGCAGAAGGCCAUUGCCCAUGUCCUCUCCCAAGACAAAGGAACUAGGCACCUCAUCCCCUCAUGGCAGGACAUCGAUGUCCUUGAGGCCAUCAACAAGACCCUGGGACCUCUGGUUGAAUUCACUGAUGCACUUUCUGGAGAGAAAUAUGUGAGUGUGUCUUUAAUAAAACCAACACUCCACCUAUUUAACAACUCAAUCCUGGCUGAGCAAGAUGAUGACACAGACCUCUCAAAAUGCAUCAAGAGGAGAAUACUGGAGUACCUAAAUGAAAAGUAUGGUGACUCACCAACACAAGAGUUGCUUGACAUGGCCACUGUCCUGGACCCAAGGUUCAAACUGAGAUAUGCAAGCGAGGUCAGCCAAGAAACCAUCAAAGCCAGACUGACAAUGGAAAUGAAGUUCAUCAUGGAGGCUGCAGUGAUGGGGGCACCCAUUGGUAACACGGAGGUUGCUGAUGAUGGUGCAUCGAACCAAACGAAGAGGAAAAGGGGCCUAAGCAGCUUCUUUAAGGCCCCUCACAGCCCAGCAGCUCCAGGUGCAGAACAUACUCUUCAACUGGACCAGGCCAUAGCUUGUGAGCUUCAGGGGUACCUCCAGGCUGGGACCCUGGACACAGAGGAAGACCCACUGGGGUGGUGGAAGCUAUCACAGAACCUCUUCCCACGACUCUCCAUCCUGGCAAAGAAAUAUCUUUGCAUCCCAGCCACAAGUGCCUCAUCAGAAAGGGUCUUCAGCACUGGUGGAAAUGUUGUCAACUGCCUGCGUGCAUCCCUAAAGCCUGACCAUGUUAAUAGGCUGGUGUUUUUGGCUAAAAACCUUUGA